Sorghum bicolor (sorghum) is the source of this 838-nucleotide messenger RNA. Its product is annotated as cysteine proteinase inhibitor 8. The record is from RefSeq and is a predicted model, not a curated record. Gene Ontology annotation, molecular function: cysteine-type endopeptidase inhibitor activity. The transcript has a single exon. Bases 143 to 550 code for a protein of 135 amino acids. Lineage: Eukaryota; Viridiplantae; Streptophyta; Magnoliopsida; Poales; Poaceae.
AGGAGUCGUCCGUUUAAAUGCCGUGGCCCCGAACCGUCUUCCACGGCAAGACCAGCAGGCAGUCACGUCUCCCAGAUCUCGCCACCCCCGCAUCACGACUCCGGCCUCCUCUUCGCUCCCAAAGCCCCCGAUCCGACAAUCCAUGGCGACGCCCGGCCACCACCUCCCGCUCCUCCUCCUCGUCCUGGCCACCCUUGCCGCGGCCGCCUUCGCCGUCGCCCCAGUCCCCGGCCCGGCGGCGCUGGGCGGCGGCGGCCCGCUGCUGGGCGGGUGGAACCCGAUCCCGGACGUGGGGGACAAGCACAUCCAGGAGCUGGGCGGGUGGGCGCUGGGGCAGGCCAAGUACCAGAAGCUGGCCGCCAACGCGCUGCGGUUCCGCCGCGUGGUGCGCGGCGAGGAGCAGGUCGUGUCCGGGAUGAGGUACCGCCUCUACGUCGACGCCGCCGACCGCGCCGGCCGCUCCGUCACCUACGUCGCCGUCAUCUACGAGCAGGUCUGGACCAACACCCGCAAGCUCGCCUCCUUCACCCUGGCGUCCCGCGCCCACUGAAACCAUGCCGGUUGACGGCCGCCGCCGGGACGGAUCGCCCGUCGGCGGCGGCGACGUUCUCCGUUAAUUACGUAUUGCUAAUCUAAUUAUUGUAAUAUAUAUGUACUCCUCCCUGCCUCUAUGGACCUGUUGUAGUGUGUUGGGAGUGAGUGAGGAUACUGUGUGGGUUUCACUGCAAGUCGCUGUUGUGGGAUUAAUCUGAGAGCCGAAUCGAGGCUGCGUAAUAUUAUUAUAUAUUAUUGGUGUGCGCCACAAUGCUGUGAUGUAUGGAUUGUGCUAUUUGACUCU